Molecule: messenger RNA, 957 nt
Organism: Rotaria sordida
Lineage: Eukaryota; Metazoa; Rotifera; Eurotatoria; Philodinida; Philodinidae
Source: the annotation of a GenBank genome assembly
AUGUCUCAUAAUACAACCGUUAAAUUCAUCACUACAACGAAUCUCAUAAACAAUACAAUCAAUCAAUUUAUUCAACUAAAUUUUUCUUCAAGUAUUCGUUUAACUCGAUAUCUUCUUCAUAUAACAAUUCUUAUUCUAUUUAUUUCUAUUCUUGGAUUUAUUGGUCGUAAACAUAGUUAUGUUCGAAUAUCAAUUCGUCCAUAUUCACAAUUAUCUCGUUUAACCGUAUCAAUUGGUAUUAUUGGUCUUGUUCUUGAUGAUUUACUUGUUAUUAAUGGUGUAACACAUCGAAUAUGGUGUUCUAUUCAUCAAAUAUUUCUUCAUUUUUUACUUAUGAUUAUUAUUAUAAGUCAUUUAUUACCUGAUUUCUAUGAAUAUACAAAUCAAUAUUAUCAUCAAGUUAAUUCUAAUAAAUUAAAAUCUAUUAUUAUAUUUAGUUUUAUUAUUUUACUUUGUAUUCAAUUAUUUAUUUCAAUUAAAUGGUUAUGGAAUAAUAAUGAUUAUUUACCAAAUAAUGAAUGGAAUCCACCAGUUUUUUGUCAAGGUUAUAUAUAUCCUCAAUUAUUUAUUUUUAUUCUUCAUUUAUUUGAUUUAAUAUUUACUAUUCAAUUAAUACGUGAACCAAUUAUUCUCGAUGAUACUAAUCCUCUAUCAUCAAUAACUGUAUUUAUUAAUGAAAAAUUUUGUCAAUUGAAUGGUAUUAUUUUACGCUUGUUUUAUUUUACUGGUACAUCAAUUCUUCAUAUGUUAUUUUUACCUGGACAAUUUUCAGCUACUUUCUACAGUGGAAUAUUAGUUAUUGAAUUUGUACUGAAAUAUUUAAUUGUUAUCUAUCAUUUGAAUUUAAAAUAUGAAAGAAAUAUUGAUAAUACGAAUGGAAUGAUUCAUACAGAAUAUUUACGUUUAAAAAAUGAUGAUCUUAGUGAUGAUUCACGUUUGCUCAAUGAUAUUGACUGA